AUGCUCUCCGAGCGAAACAGUCGCUUCGAUGCGACAGGCCGCCCAACAUCAAUACGAAGCUUCUUCCUCGUCGCGUUCAUUUAUCUACUCGCUCUCGCAGACACGGCAAAAGCAUUCACCGUCGCCAUCUCGGACAAAGAUCAGCUGCGCCAAACAUGCUCUGGCAUGGUUGCCGGCGGCGACAGCCGCAUCGAAGCCUUCUUCCACAAAGGCUCCACUGGCACCGUCGCCACCAUGUUCUACGAAUUUGAGGAUUUCAGCCGGCUCGGCAAGCUCAGCAGCAAGACCGACGCUUUCGGGUACAGGCUGAAGAGCUUUGUUUGCACGCCAAGUGCCGUCACGGAGAAGCUAUGUACCCAGGAGCAGCUGGGCAACUUUAUUGUGGAUGACAGCAAUGGCCCGGCGAGCACGGUGCAGUUGCAGAGGAUGGACUUUGGUCCGAGCGGGACGGAGGAGGAGAAGACGCUGCGCUACAACGUGACCAAGACCGGAUACUACUGCUUCGGUGCGACUGAGGUGCCGCUAGCCUCCCUCGAAAACGCCCCCUCGGGCACCGGCGACGUCUCUGUCAACGCCGCCUUCGCCGGCCGCGUCGAGUUCUUCAACAAGUUCCACGGCAACCUUCCCGCCGCCGAAUACCCAAAGCUCAACUUCUACUUCUCCAUGACACUCGCAUACAUCGUCCUCGGUGCCUACUGGCUCUCGCUCUGCAUCAAGCAUCGCGACGAGAUGCUCACCGUCCAGUACUUUAUCUCGGGAACCAUUGGCUUUCUCGUCCUCGAGAUGGCCGCGCAGUGGGUGUACUACUACUACCUCAACAACCAUCUCAUCGACUUCUUCCGGAUUAGCGAGGUCAAUGGGCGCACGAGCGUCACGGCGGUGGCACGGUUCCUGCUGGUGUUGACCAGUGUGCUGGACGCCGGGAGGAACUCGUUGUCGUUCUUCCUGCUGCUGAUCGUGUCGAUGGGAUAUGGUGUCAUCAGGCCAUCCAUUGGGCCGGUGAUGACAAGGGUGAGGCUGCUCACGGCGGUUCACUUCGUCUUCGGCGUGCUGUACUCGGUCGGCAUCGUGCUCAUUCAGCUUGAUCAGGGUGGAGCGUGGACCCUUGCCUUCAUCUUCCCACUAUCGAUGACGCUCACCGCGUUCUUGACAUGGACUAUGAACUCGCUCAAGGCUAGCAUCGAGCAUCUCACGCAGCGAAAGCAGACCUUCAAGAGGGAGAUGUUUGUCAAGCUGCGCCGCAUCCUUCUCGGGGCUGUGGUGGUCAUUUUCUUCUUCUUCAUCGCCUCCUCGGUUGCCUUCUCACAAUCAGGCGGCGAAGGUUUCGCACCGAAUACAUGGCAGUACCGCUGGUUCCUGCUCGACGGCUGGCUUGCUCUGCUCUACUUUGCCGUCUUUUGCGCCAUCGCGUGGCUCUGGCGACCGACAGGACACAACAUGCGGCUCGCGAUGUCGGACGAGCUGGCGACGGACGACGAUCCCACCGCGGAAGGGUACGAGGUGGACACAUUUGCAGCGAGAGGGCCCGACGGACCGGAUAGCGAGGACGAGGACGAUGUGGAAGCGAAAAAGACGUCGCAGGGGAAUGGAAGAGGCGUCAGGGAUGAUGCUGUGGUCUUUGAGAUCGGGGAUGAGGAGGAUGAUGGGGAUGUGAGCAAGGAUGUGGGCGCAGCGGGGAGAAAAGUGGGAUCAGCAGGAGAAAGGCAGGGGCUCAUGGCAGGAAGCGCGAACAACUCGGAAGAGACGCUGGUGCCAGGCAAGAGGAGGGCCGACAAGAAUGAUUGA
This is a messenger RNA of Kalmanozyma brasiliensis GHG001, 1785 nucleotides long. RefSeq names its product Transmembrane receptor, eukaryota. The record is from RefSeq and is a predicted model, not a curated record. The transcript has 4 exons. NCBI's taxonomy places the organism in Eukaryota, Fungi, Basidiomycota, Ustilaginomycetes, Ustilaginales. The coding region runs from base 1 to 1785 and encodes 594 amino acids. Gene Ontology annotation, cellular component: Golgi apparatus; membrane. Gene Ontology annotation, biological process: retrograde transport, endosome to Golgi.